AAAUAAUUUUCUAGAACCAGCGAUCAUGUGAUCCUCUCGUGUGGGAAAGUGCGACGACCUUUUUUGCGAAUUGCGCAAUGUUGGCCCGCAACAUUGAGCAUAAGGCAACGACUCGGUUGUUGUUUGCCCUUGAAGUCGUCGUUGUUCGUUGUUGGGGCGACUCUGACGACGUUAUCGUCGACGUGUUGCUCCGCUUUUUUCUAUCCGCCACUUUUGCGUCCCGUGGUGGGUAUACGAGUCUGGCAUCGCUAAGAAUUGUGUCGGGUUUGUGUGUUUUGUUUCAUUUUGGCACGAUGUUCAGUUCGGCCGAGCUUGCCGCCCUCCCGGUGCUGCCAAGAAAGAGAGAAAAGAUUUCCGUCAGCAGAGCAGGAUAGAAAAGAACGAAGCUUUAGCCCUGGCGACGGCGGGAGUAGUGAGACAGUAGGGAGGAUCCUGUGUGCACGGCACAGUGCAGACUUCGGGUUUUUCGCCUUCAUCAGUCGAGUAUUAUUGCGAGUCGCGGACGCCCACUCGCUCCUCUAUUCUCUCCACCUAAGCGACAGCUCCUCAGUGUUUUUCUCUAUUCUCAUUUUGAAUUGAACACAAACACAGUUUGAAUCUUCUUCAUCUGAGGCCAGUCUUUUCUCUUGUUACCUCAAGAGACCAUCAGGUCUAGGUCAAAUCGUGAAAUCUUUUUCCCGUCGUGAACUGCUUCGUAUUAUAUUUGGCUGAAAGAAAAAAAUCCGACAACCAGCUGAAACGUAUAUACUAUAUACAUCAUCUCCCAUAUUUUAGCCAAUUUCAAAGAGCUCUCAUCUAAAUGAUGACCGUCAUGAGUGCUGGGGAAUUGACCGUGAACCUGCAGCGAGAUGGGUGCGGCGAACCUUUCGGCUUCCGGCUCCGAGGAGGAACCGACAUCCGAGAGGCAUUCAUCAUUCAAAGGGUGGCCGUGGGUAGCGAACUGCGUCGCGGUGAUGUUUUGACCAAAAUCAACGACCGUCCUUGUUCGACAAUGACCCAUCGCGAAGCUGCCGAAUUGAUCAAGAACGCCGGCACCACCAUGACUGUCACCGUUCAGCGAGGUGGACUGCCCUUGCGCCCGGUCGCUGUCCCCGUUGUUGCUCCAUCCGCCGCCGCCCCCGCUCCUUCAACUGUCGCUUCUUCCGGUUCAAUGUGUCAAAAAGCGCCGACCCAAGCGGGAGCUUCAAACAGGACGAUUUCGGAGAUUAUGCUAAGUCCUGUUGAGAAUCUGCCAGUCACUAUAUUCCCCAGCUCAGCUAUCAACGAAUUCAACCAACAAGUCGAAGAAAUGGAUCGCAACCGUGAAAGGAUCGUCGUCACUCACCAGCCGUACAGGACACUUCCUUUGGUAGUACCCGGUGCCAAAACUGGUCGCGACACUGCCAGCUCCACGCAGAGCUAUUUGGCACUUCAAACGCAACAGAAUGCAAUGCUUUGGAACACCCCUGGUGCACCUCCGCAAUCUGCCAUGAAUCCGUCCUCCACCGAUGCCGUCCUCAAGCAAAAGUUGGAGGCGGCUGCCGCUUUGGUACAGAGGAAAAUGGCGGCCGUCAACGAACCGGCCGGACAGACUGCCGUGGUUCACGAAGCUGGCGAUGCUCCUCCUCCCAAACAAGAAUUGGUACACAAGCAGUUUAAUUCACCACUAGGCCUCUACUCCAAUGAGAAUGUCCAGGAAGUGCUGGCCCAACAGACUGGCAUCAUCCCCGCCCAGCCUGGACGCAAAUUGGACAUGAAGAAUUCAGAAACAUUGCGCGCUCUCAUGGAGGAGAACGAGAAGAACAACAAGGCAGCCGCUCAACGUGACUCCCGCGGACUCAAAGAAGUCCGACCGGCUGCUCCAGUCAAAACCGUCGCUUCCAAUCCUCACUUCAAGGUCAACUCGAUGGGCUUGGAAAAGGAGAAGAUCCAGCAAAGCUACAGCUUCAAGCGGCUGAUGGCCGACGUGCUGGGCGAGACAGAUUUCUAAAAGAAUCAAAAACAACCAUCACAACAUCAUCAGCUUGAAAUUUUAGAAGCAAAGUGGUGCACAACGCAAUAACGCCCGCAAUAAAUUCUAUCAGAGAUGUGUCAACGACGAGGGAAUAAAAUGAAGAAUAACGUCGGACAUGAUGACGAGGAGCAGCGCAUCUUUUUUGAUCAAAACUUCAAUUAAUAAAAUUUUAUGUUUCUGUCUAUCUUCUUGCCGCUUCUCAUAAAAUAUUCGACAGUCAAUGUAAUACGAUACAAGAAGAGAAGAAGAAAAACACACCAAAAAAAGUCAACCUUCACCUUUUUUCACUUUGUCUUGUGCCACCCACUGCCCGCUCUCUCUCUCUAUUUCUUCUCUAUCAUAAACUCGUUAUAUGGCAGACUGCAAAUGAAGAUCAACUCUAAUUAAAUUAAUAAAUUAAAUUAAUCCACAGCGCCUGUCGUUAUACUUUGUGCUAGUAGAAAACCUUAUUUAAAAAAAAAACCCCAAAAAUAAGCGAUCUUUUAUUGUAUUAUCUCUUACUAUUGUGUAUAAAAGAAAAACACCAGCAGUGGCUUAUAGAAGGGCCGCGAUACGUCAAACGUCUCCGAGUCCUCGGAAUUUUAUUUUUAACUUUUUUGCUCUUCUUUUUUUUUCGAUUCACAAAUGAUUAGAUAUGCAAAGUGUAAAGGAAAUUAUUAACAAAACCCAAUGCCCCGAUUUGUCCUCUAACCAAUUCGAAUAGAGCGCGCCUUUUUUUUCAAAAUUUCAUAUAACAACUAUAACAACUAAACAUCCUUGCAGCUGUCAUUGACGAUGUCCGCGAAUUAUUAAUUCUGUUUAAAUUAAACUAAAUGCUUAAACUCCUUUUCCCUUCACCCCAUUGAUUGAUGAACAAAAUUGACAAACAUGCUACGAAAAUCUAUUGAAUAAUCAGCGUUUGUUUCAUUACCUCCCUUUGCUAUUAUACAUGUGUCCACGCACUCCCUUGAUUUUGCUAUAUUGCACUUAUACCUUAAAUAGCCGUCAGCCUGCACACUUGUAUACGCGUUAUGACUUAUUUUAAGAUAGAAGUGGAAAUGGAACUGAAUAUGUGUUCAACGCAUCCCGAGCCAUGGCCUAAAUCAGGUCGCUUAUUUAAAAAAUGGUUCUUCUUUUUAUUUUCUCUUCAAAUUGCUCUCCAUCUAUUCUGACUCCUUCGUUCUUAUUGUUAUUAUGUACUCAUUUCUACGUUGAGAGAUUACAUUUGACUCGAUGAAAA
Molecule: messenger RNA, 3212 nt
Organism: Daphnia pulex (common water flea)
Lineage: Eukaryota; Metazoa; Arthropoda; Branchiopoda; Diplostraca; Daphniidae
Product: LIM domain-binding protein 3-like
Exons: 9
Coding region: 800-1969 (389 amino acids)
Biological process (GO): actin cytoskeleton organization; muscle structure development
Cellular component (GO): adherens junction; Z disc; filamentous actin
Molecular function (GO): actin binding; muscle alpha-actinin binding
Source: RefSeq, a predicted model, not a curated record